UUUCGGCCAUUUUCCUCCCUCGUAGGGAAGUAGGCAGCCAUGGCCCCCAGCCGGAAUGGAAUGAUCCUGAACCCUCACUUCCACAAAGACUGGCAGAAGAGAGUGCGCACCUGGUUCAACCAGCCAGCCAGGAAGAUCCGCAGGCGAAAGGCUCGUCAGGCCAAGGCUCGACUUAUUGCUCCCCGUCCUGUCGCUGGACCACUGAGGCCACAGGUCAGGUGUCCCACCAUAAGGUACCACACCAAGGUUCGUGCCGGACGUGGCUUCACCCUGGAGGAACUCAAGGCGGCAGGCAUCCACAAAAAGACAGCCCGUACCAUUGGCAUCUCUGUUGACCAUCGUCGUCGCAACAGAUCCACAGAAUCUCUUCAGUCAAACGUGCAGCGCCUGAAGGAGUACCGCUCCAAACUGAUCCUCUUCCCCAGGAAGGCUUCUGCCCCCAAAAAGGGAGAUAGCACUGAGGAGGAAUUGAAGAUGGCCACUCAGCUUGCUGGCCCAGUCAUGAAGAUCAAAACUGUACACAAGAAGGAGAAGGCCCGGGUUAUCUCUGAGGAUGAGAAGAACUUCAAGGCUUUUGCCAGCCUGCGUAUGGCGCGUGCCAACGCUCGUCUUUUUGGCAUCCGUGCCAAGAGAGCCAAAGAGGCUGCCGAGCAGGACGUGGAAAAGAAGAAGUGAAAAUAAUCACUAUGGAACUUUGCAAAAUAAAGUGUUUAAAAAGA
Molecule: messenger RNA, 719 nt
Organism: Micropterus dolomieu (smallmouth bass)
Lineage: Eukaryota; Metazoa; Chordata; Actinopteri; Centrarchiformes; Centrarchidae
Gene: rpl13
Product: ribosomal protein L13
Exons: 6
Coding region: 40-675 (211 amino acids)
Biological process (GO): translation
Cellular component (GO): cytosolic large ribosomal subunit; ribosome
Molecular function (GO): structural constituent of ribosome; RNA binding
Source: RefSeq, a predicted model, not a curated record